This is a messenger RNA of Cryptococcus amylolentus CBS 6039, 2766 nucleotides long. RefSeq lists its product as hypothetical. Gene Ontology annotation, biological process: double-strand break repair via nonhomologous end joining. The transcript is spliced from 12 exons. Gene Ontology annotation, cellular component: nucleus. NCBI's taxonomy places the organism in Eukaryota, Fungi, Basidiomycota, Tremellomycetes, Tremellales, Cryptococcaceae. The record is from RefSeq and is a predicted model, not a curated record. The coding region runs from base 1 to 2766 and encodes 921 amino acids. Gene Ontology annotation, molecular function: DNA-directed DNA polymerase activity; DNA binding.
AUGACCUGGUGGAAAAGGAAGGACGGUUUCUGGACUGUCUGGGACCACCUCCAGCACUCUCCCAUCCUCGACGAGACAUCCGAAGAGGAGAGAGAUUUUGAAGACCAGGUCAACCAAGAGGUCGAAGAGCGGAGACGGAACAGAUCCCGCCGUCGUCCUCAGGAAUGUAUUCCGCCGACUGCACCGUCUCUCGAGCCAGCGGCAUACGAGGUCGCCUUAUCUUCCUCGGCCAAGCAACGCCAGGCAGAGCUUCAUCCUGCAAUGGCUGAGGCUAGUCGCUCCGAAGAGCAACCUCUUGGGCGAUUGGCUUCAGCACCAUCUCCUGCGCUGCUUUCGCCACCAAUAGCUCAUGGGACCACCAACGAUGCGACACAAACGUUCGCCUCGAAAGAUGCUGCUAAUCCCGUUUCGGACAGAAGCACAUCGAAUCGCUCUUCUCCGGUUGUCGGGGGCUUGUCUACUGCCCGCGACGAGAGCAUGUCGCACACGGUAGAUGAUUCGGUGUACUCUGAGGCAUCCGCCCAAUGCAGCAGACCAGCCCGGGCACAGCCUGCAGCCAGGCCUUCAGCGCCUUUACUUUCCUUCCGUGACUCUCAUAUAAUUCAAACCUCUACUCCACAAGCCCUUCGAGCAACCGACUCAACGGCCCAAGAAGUUGCAACUCCCGAAGAUACCCCUCAGGCCCCCACUGCCGCUCUCCUCGUCCCCGCCGAGACACCGGUCAGGAAGAUACUCGUCCCUCAGAACCGGCGUCUACAGGUGAUCGACACUCCUGAGCAAGUCUCAUCUCCAAUCAACACGCCCAUCGAUACUCCUACCCCCGAGAGACCAGGUGCCAUCGGCAAGAGAAAACGUCUCAACGCUGGUACGCCUGUGCUUCGCGGGAAGCAGCAAUCAACCAGUUCGAGAUCUCUUCAGCAAAGUGAUGGUGGAGCUGCCGAAGGAGAAGCGAAGAAGGGACAGAUGAAGAAGGGACAAACCAAGAAGGGAAAGGGCAGGCAAGCAAUAGAGAAGCCAGAGACCUCUCAAAUCUUCAAGGAUCUUGUAUUCUUCUAUGCGGACGCCCGUAAGAAGCUUCGCCAGGAGCGAUGCGGUAUCAUCCAUGACCAUGGUGGCACCCAUAUCGACCAAGCAGAUGACACCAUCACACACGUCAUAUUCGAAGGCAAGGCUCGGGGGACGCUCAAAGGUUUUCUGAAAAUCUCAUCUCUCGACGAUCUACCAGAAGGGACAGAAGUCGUCAAUUGGAAUUGGCUGGCUCUUUGCAUCGAGACGGGGAGACUUCAACCUAUAAAUCCCCAUGUGCAUCGAUCGUUUCCUCAGCCAAGGCGUUCCUCUCGUUCGGACACUGAAUCUGAACCCGAAGAAUCUCUGCCGAAGAAGAAAGCGAGGGAUUCCCUGGGCUUCACUGCUCGCAUCCGUCAUGCCGAACAAGUCGCCAAAGGCACAUUUGGUUCCUCGAAACCCCGGCCUGUCGAGCCCCAGUCUGCAGGGUCAAGCGGUCGAGGUGUGCAUGAUGUGAAUACGGUACACGGAAUGACGAGCGAUGCAGGAGUGGGAUGGAAGAAGGAAAAACAAGGCGGGACGGAUGGUCUGGAUGAGGUCAUCGAGGGUGUCAAGGAGGGGAGUCUGCUGGAUGCAGAGGAGUCUGACGAAGAGAGCGCUGUACAAAUCGCCAGUAACGACCAUGAUGCAGAUGAAGAUGAUAGCAACCCCAACCCGCUCGCCGACAGGUUCAUGUUUGGGCGCAAGAAUGACAAAGCCGGCAAAAAUGGUCCAAAUGAGUUUUUGGCCAGGAAGUUUGAAGAACUACACGAGCUGUAUGAGGGGCAACCAGGCAAAAAUGCUUUCUCAAUCAGAACGUAUCAGCAAGCUGCUGCUACUAUGCGACGAAUCACAAUUCCCAUCACCAGUGGGAAACAAGCCAAAAGCAUUAAGGGCAUUGGCGACAGUCUCGCCGAGAGGAUCGACGAGUUUCUGAGCGGCAAUACUGGUCGAGCAGACUAUGAAGACAAUGAGCAAGCCCGCUGUACCCGGCUCUUCAAGGGUGUGUACGGUGUCGGUCGACAGAUGGCAUACAGUCUCUACCAACAGGGCGCGCGAACUAUUGCCGAUCUUCGUACAGGUAAAUACCCUCUCACCCCCGGGCAGCUCAUCGGUCUCGACCUUUACGACGACCUCAAUACGCGGAUACCUCGGUCCGAGUGCAAGCAGCUGUACGACCUCAUCCAGGAAGAAGCUAUGGGGAUCGAUGACAAGCUCUGGGUGGAGAUUAUGGGGAGCUAUAGGAGGGGACAGGAGGAUAGUGGAGAUGUGGAUAUCUUGAUCACCAGGGACGAUGGGGACGGGGUGACACACGCGGGUGUCUUGAGGAAGUUGGUAGGGAGGCUGAAGAAGAAGGGAAUCAUCACUCAUGAUUUGAGUGAACCCGGUGAUUGGCAUGCGGUAGAGUCAAAAUGGAUGGGUGUGGGCAGGGUGCAUUCUGAGGGCAAGUUUCGUCGCAUAGAUAUUCUGUGCAUACCCUUCGAGUCAUGGGGUGCCUCUCUGAUAUACUUUACUGGGAACGAGCUCUUUAAUAGGUCCUUACGCCUGUACGCGAGAAAGCUUGGCUUCAGUUUGAACCAACGGGGUCUGUACAAAGGUGUUGUCCGGGGAAGAGACGGGAUCAAGACUGUUGCUGGUGAUUUGAUUGCAUCAAAGACAGAAGAGGAGAUAUUCGAUAUCUUGGGGGUGCGAUGGAGACAUCCGCAUCAUAGGAAGCCGUAA